Messenger RNA from Fusarium verticillioides 7600, 1750 nucleotides. RefSeq lists its product as hypothetical. The transcript is spliced from 3 exons. The record is from RefSeq and is a predicted model, not a curated record. Bases 477 to 1421 code for a protein of 314 amino acids. Gene Ontology annotation, biological process: regulation of endocytosis. Gene Ontology annotation, molecular function: GTPase activity; GTP binding. NCBI's taxonomy places the organism in Eukaryota, Fungi, Ascomycota, Sordariomycetes, Hypocreales, Nectriaceae. Gene Ontology annotation, cellular component: endosome.
CAGCUUGAGGACUCCAGCUAUUUACAGGGCGACCCACCCUCGCUCUCACCGAGUAGACAGAACAGGGCAUGGCAUGUAAACAUCCAUUCCAUCCAUGUUCAGGGAUCGAUCGCAUUGCAUCGUCUUUUCUUGUCAAUUUUAACGGCCACAAAAACAAGAACCAGGGCACCCUACUCCUCCUCUCUAUCCUGCCUACAUCCGACAGUAACUCUCUCUACAUACUCGACUUGCCCUCCUAAAUACCUACUAUCGCGAUAACCCGAACGAGAGCCAAGACAUGCGAUAAUCGUCCGACCGCCUAAAACCUAUCCACCAUUAUUUUCUGCCAUCUCGUCAUUUGCCCGCAAUGACCAGGCCUCGCCGGCACUCCGGCGCGAGCGAGGAGAGCUCGGGUACGGCUCGGGAGCAGGUAGGCGAGAGGAACAUCGUUGUCGACGCGAUACCAGGCGGCUGACCAUGAUAAGGAGCUAGGGAGCAUGUAUGAUUACCUGGCCAAGAUUAUAUUGCUUGGGCCCAGCGGAACUGGAAAGUCCUGCCUACUACAUCGUUUUGUCAAGAAUGAAUGGAGAGUCUUGUCGUCGCAGACUAUCGGCGUAGAGUUUGCUACAAAGAUCAUCAAAGUUGGUACCGGCUCAAGGAGGAAACGGAUAAAGCUUCAGCUCUGGGAUACGGCCGGAACAGAGCGUUUUCGAUCAGUCUCUCGCUCCUAUUAUCGAGGCGCCGCGGGCGCUAUCCUCGUUUACGACCUCACCUCUCACGCAUCCUUCCGAAACCUACAACCUUUCCUAAAUGACGCUCGAGCGCUUGCAUCACCGAACCUGAGUCUUAUGCUCGUUGGCAACAAACUCGAUCUUACCGAUACACUCGUCGACACAAGUCUUCCGCCCCCGACACCGACGAGCGUUACAUCUAACUCAACACUAACAUCUGGUAUGCUCGGCGCCGGAGGCAGCUCUUAUACAAGUACAGCCACGACUAGGGAUCGCGGGGCAUCCAUAAGCGCAGGAAGUCAACAAAGAGCCACAGUCGCACCGGAAGGCAGAGAAGUUACGCGAGCGGAAUCCAGUCGAUGGGCCAGCACAGCAGGAAUAUCAGUGGUGACAGAAGCGAGCGCAUUCAACGGCGAGGGCGUUGAUGAGAUCUUCGAAAGGCUAGCAAGAAUAAUUCUCACCAAGAUUGAACUGGGAGAAAUCGACCCUGACGACCCCGCGAGUGGCAUCCAGUAUGGCGACAGUGGUGGAUGGAACACAGCUAGUGACGGAGGUAGCAUCAAGAGUUCUAUGACGGGCGCCACUGUGGAAGAUGGGCACAGCGGAUUGAGAAGGAGGAGGAAAAAGAACAGGACGCAGAACUGGGGACUACGGGAGUGGGAAGAGGUGUUUACGUUGAGCAAUCGGCGGAGAGGAGGUGGUUGUUGUUGAUUGUCCAAGUUAUGUUUUGCCUCUUUCCGCUUGGACCUCCUCAUAAUGGAUUGGCAGUGCUUGAAGAUAUGCGGUUGCAUGGUUAGACCGGUAGUGUUUAGGAAGACAUUCGUUCAUCAGCGUGUUUGGCGUUUGGAUAGACGAUAUGAAGCUGCGAACUGCACACGACUAAGCGAUUUUGCGAGCUGUACUUGAGUCCGAAUAAUGUACUUAGUAAUGACAACCUUUUCUGACUUCCAAGAGAUACCGCCUGUCGAUAUAGCUGUUCAAUUUGAGUACCGGUUACUCUAUUCUUUAGAAGCAAACAGUAAAGGUCAACACCAUCUGCA